AUGCAUACUUCAAUCCUCACACUAGGCCUUGUGGCCUUCCUCCAAGGCGCUGCAGCUUCAAAGAACAGCUCCAAUUCUGGAUACUCUUGCACUCAUACCUACGACUCGAGCAACUUCUUCGAGGCAUUCGAAUUCUUCAACGCCGAUGAUCCUACCAACGGGUUCGUCGAGUACGUCGACGCCGACACAGCAAACAGCGAGGGCCUGGCGGGUUUUGUCGAGGGACAAGUUUACAUGGGAGUAGACUACAAGACAAAGAACCCCUCCAAGGGACGCAAGUCAGUUCGUGUUACUUCCCACGACACCUUCACCCACGGCCUCUUCAUCGCCGAUAUUGCCCACAUGCCUGGCAGUAUCCCUGGUAUCUGGCCUGCCUAUUGGAUGUUCGGCUCGCCCUGGCCCACGCUCGGUGAGAUUGAUAUCAUUGAGGGCGUCAACACUCAGACGGAGAACAAGAUCACUCUUCACACCGGUCCUGGGUGCAAGAUCACCAACGAAGGCUCCGAUCAGGGCAGCACCCUUGUGAACGACAACUGCAACGCCGGUGGAGCCAACGAAGGAUGUGGACAGACAACCUACGAUAACCAGAACUACGGAGAUGGUUUCAACGACAUCGGCGGUGGUGUCUACGCCAUGGAGUGGACAUCGGACCACAUCUCCGUCUGGUUCUUCAAGCGGGGCCGCAUUCCGCAAGACAUUCAGUCCGACAACCCCGAUCCUGCCUCCUGGGGUGCUCCUUCUGCCAAGUUCAACGGAGGUCAAGGCUGCAACAUCGACGAUCACUUCAAGGAAAACAACAUCGUUUUCACCAAUACCUUCUGCGGCGACUGGGCUGGCUCUCCUGAUGUGUGGGGCAAGAACCCCGAGACAUCAUCUCUAGGAAGUUGCAACGACUAUGUUGCCUCCAACCCUGCUGACUUCAAGAACGCCUACUGGCUCAUAAACAGUAUCAAGGUUUAUAGCCAAGGAGAAUCAAACAAUGGAGGCAAUGGCGGAAACAGUGGAAACGGUGGAAACAGCGGCGAGGGUAACAGUGGUGAAGGCAAUUCAGGCAACGGAAACUCUGGCAAUGGCAACUCUGGUAACGGAAACUCUGGCAACGGUAACAGCGGCAAUGGCAACACUGGCAACAACAACAGUGGAAACAACAACUCCGGUGAUAACAACUCUGGCAACGGCAACAGUGGCAAUGGCCAGAGCGGCAACGGUGAUGGAUACAACCCUGGAAACAACGGUGACGACCAGACAUACACUCCUCCUCAGAGUCCACCAAGCCAGGAGAGCGGCAAUGUCUGGUACGUUCCUACCAGCAGCCAGAAGGACCAGAAGAACGGCGAUGGCUCCAGCCAGCAAGGCCAAAGCUACGACAAUGGUCAAUGGCAUGGCCCAGGAGCUUACAGCAAGCCCAAGGUCCAUAGCCAUGGUGGUAGCCACAGAGGCAGCACAAGCUGGGACGGCAAGGGCUGGAGAGUCGGUUCCAGACGAUCCAUGGCCAAGCGAUACCUCGCGUGA
Fusarium coffeatum is the source of this 1512-nucleotide messenger RNA. RefSeq lists its product as uncharacterized. The record is from RefSeq and is a predicted model, not a curated record. Gene Ontology annotation, biological process: glucan catabolic process. The transcript has a single exon. Gene Ontology annotation, molecular function: hydrolase activity, hydrolyzing O-glycosyl compounds. NCBI's taxonomy places the organism in Eukaryota, Fungi, Ascomycota, Sordariomycetes, Hypocreales, Nectriaceae. Bases 1 to 1512 code for a protein of 503 amino acids.